GCCAUAAUCCUGUCUAGAAAAUACUCUGGCAAAUGGAAAUCAUGGUCCCUGGGCUCCGCUGUCCCGUACUCGCCGGACGCUGGCCAGAUGCGGAUGCUGUGCUCGCGAUGACGCGCGUGCGGAUGCGGGCUGCGGCUCAGUCGCCUUCAUGACGCCCCAGGUGAGCGAGACGUGGAGCUGCGCGCGCACGCAGCGUGUGGUGUUUGGGUGGGGGGGAUGGGGAUGGGGAGGGAUGGAUAGGGGGAUGAACUCCACUCUGUGAGAGUCUCUAUCUCCGUCUGCCCGUGCAGUCAUCAAAGCCCUCGCCGAAGAUGGUUAAAGACCAGCCCAAGUGUUGACUCACUAAGGAGAAAAUGCUACACGAAUCCUGCUUGCCGUUGAGGUUCGGGUGACGUCAGGUGGAUUAAGUCCCUUGCCAGGAGUGCAAACGCUUGCACGUGGCGCUCACACACGACCGGAUCGAGUCCUUGCUGGGAGUGCAAACACUUUGCAGGGGGUGCUCGCCGGCACACUGUCUUUAUGGAUGGUCCUCCGAACUGUUGCGAAAUGCAGCACACUGGAAGCCCAGUGGGAGAGACGGAAAAUUAAAUGGAGGGUCAGCCAAAGCCCACCGGACGUACACCGCCUCUUUGCUCAUGCGCAUAACAGCAUCGUCCUGGCGUCAGCUUAACGAUUGGGGUUCCACAGCGGCGUGCGGAGGGUGUCGAUCUGGCGGUGAGGAUGUGACUGGUUGCAGAUCCUGCGCAACAGCCGUGUCACAGCACUGCCGGUGAAUGAACGCUUUGACGAUAACGACGACAACACAAUCGACGAAGACGACGCCGCCGACGGCGAGGACGGUGAGGUAGCGAGCGUUGGCGCCAUGAAGUGCAGCGUGUACAGGUUGACCAUCGUCUCCUUCGCCAUGGCCGCCAUGGCCGUCACGGUGCUGUCUCUGGCCGUGGCCACCGACUCCUGGCUGCUCAUGCGUGAAAAGAUGGUCUUCGAGGGCCUGGCGCUCAAUGACUCGUGGACGCGCGUGUGGGCCGGAAUGUGGCGACUGUGCAUGGAGAUGGAGUACGUACCCAACACCAUGGAGUGCAUGCCGAUAAGCUACACUGUAGGUGGGAGCAGGGGAGAGAACAUGACGCUGACAGCUCUCACUAUCAUAGCGGCUGCCCGGAAGUCGGUAGCACUUCCCGUGAGCGCACUAAUCAUAUCCGUCAUGGGCGCCAUAUUUACUGUCGUAGGGAACAUCAGACGGGACGUGAGGACACUGGUCGGCGCCGUCUGCUACGUCUUGGCCGGUUUGUCCCUUGCUGUCGGCAUGAUCUUGUACAUCUCCGCCGUCAACGACGAGGUGGGUUACCGCAGCAGCACCAUGCAGGAGGAAGGCGGCUUCAGCUACGGCUACGGCUGGUCCUUCUUCAUUGCCGGCGUCGGCUUCUUGACCUCCGAGAUCGCAGCCGUCGUCGGGGUGACGCUGUUCUUGAAGCGCAACGCCAAGAUGGAGGACAUGAUUCGCAUCAUCCCCGGCCUCGAGGACAAAGUUGACCCGGUGCACGUGUACACGGGGAAGUGCGGGGUGCACAAUGCGGGGGCCUCCCGCUUCAGUGACAAUGCUUGAGGAAGAGGGACCCUUUGCCUUUCAGUGCACAGACUCAAUUCUAACAAUUAAGAAAACAAAGAAUUAACAUAUUUCUUAUAUUUCGCCAUUUCCGAAAAAAGUUGUUCGUUUAAUCUUGGUCUUUUCCCAUGAAACUUUUUUUUACCUUGGAAGGCAUGUGGAUUUGUUAAUGGUGCUUCGAAUUGAAAUGUUUAUAGCUAUGUUGGUCUCCUCCCCACAAAAAAAAAAACAACAGUUGUGGACUAACUAAAACUCUGAGUGUUUAUAAUAAUGUCAUACACACGGAGGAUUAAGUGAGAAUACUUGAAAUCACGUGACUAUGCCGUUCAAGUGUCGUCAGCAUGGGAAAGCUGAUAGGUUAAACUGAAGAACUGAACUUUGUGCUUUCCUUAGUCACAAACGUGGCUUUCAUUACACAAACAUGAGUCAAAGAUUCAAGUGUUGAAUUUAAGCCCGUUCUGUUCGUUCUGCUAAACAGUAUGAGACAGUAUGUUUUGCACUUUACAUGUGAGAAUAGGUUCGAAGCAGGAAAGAAAGUUUUUACAUUUUGCACCAUAUCCCCGCCUCUCCUUUUCACUUUGGGGCUUGCCGGUUCGAAUUCCGUGUAGCGCAGCAAAUUUUACCCAAGCUGACCCAGCAUUCAAGAAUAGGUACCUGUCUCCAAAGAGGAUUUGGAAAAGUAAGGAAGUGAAGAAAAUGAUAGAUGUACCAUCUUCAAAAGGAGCUGAUCCCUAGAAAUGUGAGGUUCCAACACCUGACUGACCAAGGACCGAACAGUUUAAGGGACGACCUAAACCUUUCUCACCUUUGCUAAUUGUUUGUAUUUAAAAAAGGCUAAUAAGACAUUUUAUCAUGAUUUUGAGGGUUUUUUCAAACUACAAUAGAAGAAACACCCAAUAUUUUACCUUGUCUUUCAUAUAGACGAGUGCUAACAAUAGAGGAUGGGGGACUGUGAUAUCUCAUUCCUCAGAAAACAUAAACCUUUUAUCCUGAUUGCUCCUUGGAACUGCAGCCCGACAUCAUUUCUGCUGUCUGAAAAACAGAAAUCUGAGAACUUUCUAUGUCACCCCUGAAUUGAUUUGCCUUUUGUGAGUCUGAGCACGGCGAUGUGAUGUGCUUUCAAUGUCGGGUUUAUUAGUGCCAGGAUGUUUCUUCGGAUUAACCUCCCCUUCUCUCGCUGCGUGGGUCCUUGUUCCGUGAGGACCCCUGUGACCUUUCUGUCGUCUGUGAUCAGAUGAGCGAGUAAAGGUCAUGCGUGACCAGACUGGGCCUCACCAAAAGUGGGUUCUGGCGAUUUGAAGCUGUUCUUUAAAGAAAUUGGUGUUUUUACAUUAAAAGGACAAAAGAAAAACCGUGUAAGAACGCUGUCUACAGCUGUCUUUCUAAAAACUUUAUGAUGUGAGAAUUUUUUUAAGAUGAAGGGAAUUCUUUUACUGCUUUGAAUGCUGUUUUAUAUGUGGUGAGCGUGUCUGAUGGUCUAAGAGAGAAGACAAUGCUAAAUGUCCUGUCUGGACAGAAAGACUACUUCUAGAACUUGAAGCUGGUGUUCUAACAUUGACCACGUGUAUGAAGUGCAAGAAUGGAUGCAGAUUGAGAAAAAAGUAGUAGUCGCGCUUCAUCUUCACAGAACGGCCUUCCUUUACAUCUCUGGAAUCAGAAUGCCGACUUCAUUCACUGGCGCCAUACUUUUUUCUUGUCGUAAUUAAGAAACAUGGAUGUUGAAAUCUGAAGAUGGGUGAGGACAACAAAAGUGCAAAUCUUGACGAAGGUCUGAGACCAGCUGUCGGGAAAAAAGAGAAUGAAUGAAUUAAAAUAAAACAUUUUUUGGA
Molecule: messenger RNA, 3435 nt
Organism: Pomacea canaliculata
Lineage: Eukaryota; Metazoa; Mollusca; Gastropoda; Architaenioglossa; Ampullariidae
Product: voltage-dependent calcium channel gamma-5 subunit-like
Exons: 6
Coding region: 863-1606 (247 amino acids)
Biological process (GO): transmission of nerve impulse; calcium ion transport; regulation of AMPA receptor activity
Cellular component (GO): postsynaptic density membrane; AMPA glutamate receptor complex
Molecular function (GO): voltage-gated calcium channel activity; channel regulator activity
Source: RefSeq, a predicted model, not a curated record